AUGAAUUAAUUAAUUUAAGAAUUAGAAUGCCGCCAUUCAACAGCAAUUCCAAUUAUUUAUAGUUUGCUUUCGAGUUGUUUCUUUGCCUUGACUGCUCUGACUAUAAAAUUAGUGCCAAAUGUGGCUCCAACUUAAGUGUUGUAUGUUAGAUCAUUGUUUACAAUAAUGAUGUUAAAAUUGAUUGCUAAGGAUAAAAUUGAUAGUUAUCCAUAGAAAUGGAUAAAUAAAUUAUAAUGGAGAGGAUUAUGUGGUGGUUUGGGAACAGUAGGUUGGUUUUGGGCAGUUCGUUUGAUUUAGUCCUCUGAAGUAAUUGUGUUAUCAAAGAUUUCACCUUUAUGGACAGCUUUAAUAGCUGCCUAUAUUACAAAGACUGAUAAACUAACAUUAAAACUUUUAAUAAUAAUUUUAUUUUGUAUCAUUGGUGUAAUUUUGAUAGCAAGACCUCCGUUUUUAUUAAUGGCUCUAGGUUAAGAUGUGAAUUAAAAUACAGAAUAUGAUAUUCAUAUGUUAGGAGUGAUUUUAGCAUUAUCAUCUUCAAUUACAUAAUCAAUAGUUUAAGUGAUUAUAUCUCAUUUAGCUAAAUCUGUUCAUUAGAUUGCAAUUCUAUAAUACUUUUCCUUUUAUACAAUAAUAUUACCAAUGCUUUUUGAAUUGUAUAAUUAAUCAUAAUUAAUAUUUCCUUCUUAUUAAGAAUGGGUAUUUUUAUUAUUGAAUAGUGUAUCAGGAGGUUUAGCUUAAUUUUUUAUGAAUAGAUGUUUUAUAUUAGGUAAAUUGAAUAAGAUGUCACUUGUUGGAUAGUCAUAAGUAUUGUUUAGCUAUUUUUUUGACAUUGUGGUUUUGAAUGAAAGUAUUAAUAGUUUAAGCAUAAUUGGGAGCAUUUUAGUAUGUGGAUGUUUGAUUAGUGUGAUUUUAUGAUUGUUAAUUAAUGAAAUAAGUUAUUUUAGCAAUUCUAUUUUUUGGAUUGUGUGUUCAUGCAUAGACAGAGAGACAUACAUUAUAAGGAGCAUUGAGUUUACUUGAAAAAGCAUAAAAUGAUAUGUCUGUUUAUGAUUAACAAGACCCAAGAUUAUAUACUUGGUUUUGUUUAUUAAAAGAUAGUGUUGCAAGACUAUUCUAACCAAUUACAGAGAAUAAAUUAGCUAAUCAAUAUGCAAUAUUUGGAUCAGUACCAGGUGUUAUCUUAAUGGCUGGAUUAAUGCCUAUGAUACUAUUAGUCGUUUUUAGUUAUGGGAUGUUUAAAUACAUAACAUAUGAACCAAAGAAAAUGGAAUUCAAAUAUGCCAAAUUGCCUAUUAAAGAAAUUCAAAAGACUUAGAAUAAUCAACUCUAAUAUCCAGCUUUUUGCAUAUUUGGUUUUAUAUGA
Paramecium pentaurelia is the source of this 1363-nucleotide messenger RNA. The record is from the annotation of a GenBank genome assembly. NCBI's taxonomy places the organism in Eukaryota, Ciliophora, Oligohymenophorea, Peniculida, Parameciidae.